Molecule: messenger RNA, 543 nt
Organism: Staurois parvus
Lineage: Eukaryota; Metazoa; Chordata; Amphibia; Anura; Ranidae
Source: the annotation of a GenBank genome assembly
AUGCCAUGUUCUCCUGCCCCUUCAGCUACCAGUGAAGGCUGCCCAAUGGGAGAAGGUUUUCCUUUUGCUAACGCUAGGGAGCCCCUUUGCAAAAAGCAAAAGGGGAAAAGAACCAGAUUCCAGGCCAAGAGCGAUUUGACAGUUAUCAAACAGAAGAAGAAUCGCAGAAUCAAAGCUAAUGACAGAGAAAGGAACCGCAUGCACAACCUAAACUCAGCCUUGGAUGCGCUGAGGAAUGUUCUGCCAACCUUCCCCGAUGAUGCCAAGCUGACCAAGAUUGAGACUCUGAGAUUUGCUCAUAAUUAUAUCUGGGCUUUAUCUGAGACUCUGCGCAUGGCUGAACCUGGCAUCUAUAACCUAGCACACCAGGACAUGGACCUGACAAGCCCUAACAGCAACUGCAGUUCCUCCAGUGACUGGGAGUCUCUCUAUUCCCCAUUGUCUCAGAGUGACAGUCACAGUCCCACACACUCCAUGGAUGAUUUUAUCUCCCAGCCUCUGCCUUGUGCAAGACACUCCACUUCCUUUUCAGAGUUUUUAUAA